AUGAGGGCCACGUCUUCUUCCCCAAUCCACCGGUCACUCUUGCCGGUGUUCACCGUGCAAUUCUUUCCACACAAACAAAAAAAAGAACACCUCACUCACCUUCCCCCCACAAUCUUACUUCGCUGCAAAAGGGAAACUGAAAUCUUGAAAACUGAAAAACACUCAUUCACCGCAGCAGAUAAUUGAAACAAAAAAUGGGCAUAAGGGCACUUCCCUUAAAUCCUGUGCAGAAUGGCCUGCAGUACCCCCACAACAUUGGGUAUGCAAAAUUGUUGUCAAACUUUAGUAGUGUUCAUAGCAGCAGCAGCAGAAGACCCAAGAAAUCUUUGGUCAUAGUUUCUGCAGGGAAGAAAGAGGAGAGGAGUGACGAUGAAGAGCCUACUAAAAAGAAGGAAACUAACAAAUUGUUUAGUAAUUUGAUAGAAGCACUAGAUUUUUCGCAGGUUAGAUCAGAGAAAGAUGGCGAGCUUCUUGAAGAGGCUAAGGAGGCUACUCAAUCUGGUGGUAGAAUGUCCAAAGAACAGUAUGGAGCUCUAAGAAGAAAGAUUGGAGGCACAUACAAAGAUUUCUUCAAGUCCUAUGUUGAUGUGGAUGGGCAGUAUGUGGAAGAGGGGUGGAUUGACAAAACAUGUAAAAUCUGCAAGAAGGAUACUGAGGGAGAAGCAAGACAAGUGGACAAGUUGGGAAGAUAUGCCCAUGUGUCUUGUGUGCAGAACAAAGCCAAUUCAGGCAAUUUCUUUACCAAACUGUUCUCUUGAACCACCAUGAUCAAGAACAUGAUGGGGUUAAAAAAGCAAUGUUAGUACUUAUUACUGAGCAUCUCAUUUAUGCAUAUAUUUAUGUAAUUCAUCAAACAAUGAACAAUACACUUGAAGCUCAUUUCUUGACAUUUUUUUAUUUGGUUUCAUUUGUUGAAGAUUAAUGUACUUAUAGUUAAGGAAAAGAAAUAACAUUAAAUUCAUUUUAACAUACUUGAAAUAUAAAAAAG
This is a messenger RNA of Cuscuta europaea, 988 nucleotides long. NCBI's taxonomy places the organism in Eukaryota, Viridiplantae, Streptophyta, Magnoliopsida, Solanales, Convolvulaceae. The record is from the annotation of a GenBank genome assembly.